Fraxinus pennsylvanica is the source of this 1332-nucleotide messenger RNA. NCBI's taxonomy places the organism in Eukaryota, Viridiplantae, Streptophyta, Magnoliopsida, Lamiales, Oleaceae. The record is from the annotation of a GenBank genome assembly.
AUGAAUAAGUCUCAGUUAGGAUCCAUCAGCAGUUCUGAUCUCAUUGAUUCGAAGCUUGAGGAACAUCGAUUAUGUGGAUCCAAGCAGUGUCCUGGAUGCGGCCAAAAGCUCGAAGGGAAGCCAAAUUGGGUAGGUCUACCAGCAGGAGUGAAAUUUGAUCCAACAGACCAAGAAUUGAUAGAGCACCUUGAAGCCAAAGUAAAAGGCAAAGAAUCAAAAUCUCAUCCAUUGAUUGAUGAGUUCAUCCCUACAAUUGAAGGUGAUGAUGGGAUUUGCUAUACUCACCCAGAAAAGCUUCCAGGCGUAACAAGGGAUGGAUUGAAUCGGCAUUUCUUCCACAGACCAUCAAAGGCUUACACCACCGGCACAAGAAAAAGACGAAAAAUUCAAACCGAAUGUGACUUACAGGGGGGAGAAACCCGGUGGCACAAGACAGGCAAAACCAGGCCAGUCAUGGUUAAUGGAAAGCAAAAGGGAUGCAAGAAAAUUUUGGUUUUAUACACAAAUUUUGGGAAAAAUAGGAAACCUGAAAAAACAAACUGGGUGAUGCAUCAAUACCACACAGGUCAAAAUGAAGAAGAAAAAGAAGGUGAACUUGUGGUUUCCAAGAUAUUUUAUCAGACUCAACCAAGGCAAUGCAAUUGGUCCGAAAAGAAUAGCAUGAAUAAUGCUGUUGAAUUACCAACUAGCAGUGAUCCAAAUAGGGAUAGUGACAGUAUUGGGAUCCGCCCUUCUAAGGAAAUAGUUCCUCCUACAGAUGAAUUCCAUGGCGGCCGUGGUGGUGGCACCGGCGGAACUGGCAGCUCUCCUAUGUCUAGCUAUGGUGCGUUAGAUAUCCAACAAUUCAAAGCAGACCAUUUCAGCUUCCUUCCGUUUACAAAACCCUUUGAUGAGGCUGGGAUUGGAGAAGCUUCAAUUGCAAGGGAAGUUUCAGCAGCAGACACGUGCGAUGAGCAUCAAAUGCCACCACCUCACGUGACCCAUGAGGCUCAGCAACACCAGAUUGCAACCGCAGCAUACCACAUGAUCAGCAGGCCUUCACUCUCUAUAUCCGCCAUAAUUUCUCCACCACCACCUCUUCAUCAUCAUACCUCUAUCGUUCUUGAUGAGGACUCCUUCCAUGUCCCCAGAAUGAUUCUCCAAAAUCAAAAUUUUCAGCAACAUCAUAAACUCGGAAGAAGGUCUGCAACAGGAUUGGAGGAAGUCAUCAUGGGUUGCACUUCAAUUGAUCACAUCAAGGAAGAGUCAUCUAUUACAAAUCCACAAGAAGCAGAAUGGUUGAAGUACUCCACCUUCUGGCAUGACCCUGACAACCCGGAUCAUCAUGGGUAG